GUAACUUAAACGCAUUUGUAAAACGUAAAUAAAGAGAAUUCGGUGUCUGAUGUAAAAGGUGGAAACCACCACUUGGGGGUAAAUCUAGGUCAGAGAUUCGCCCAAAGGAUACGGAAAUAUAAUGGGUCCCAUUGUUGAACCAUUCUCACUGAAGAUGAGUCUUCCUAGUUCAACAAAGCCAUUUACAAAAAGGGGCCAUUGUAAAUUCUACCAUUGAAAUCCGAUUCAGGUUUUUUUACACUCAUGAAAAGCAUGGUUAAUAAUAAUGAGGGCAAGUAGCCUACCAGCUAUUGCCCUGACGCGUUUGGGCACGAGGACAUUUGGAGAGGGGAGAACGCUUGACUCCUCACCUGCAGAACCGCGUCUUUUAUCGUCUAUCCUUUCUUCGCGCGCGGCGGGAUAAUCCACCGGAAUGUAUUUAACAUGAGACUUGGACAGGGAUCAGGGCUAGUUGGCAACGACCACGGAAAAAGAGGUUCCGCGGACCAAAGUGCUUUUUUGGGGAUUCAUUUAUUUAAUGAUGAUUUUUUUCUUUUGUAGGUAAAAUGAAUGGUUGGCAAUAUAGUCUAACUAUUUAGCAAGAACGUGUAACGCAUGUCCAACGAAUGGGUCUCACCGAUGGCUGAAACUCAAUCUGUUAAUCUGAAUUCACCUAGUCAACGGGUAUAUAACGCCAUAUAAAGUAAAUACAGCUAAACUGUGCCAGAUGACAAUAGGAUACGUAAAACCAACAAUGUCAUUGCAGCUGGACACCGACUGAAAGCAAAUGAAACAAUUAGGUCUUUGAACUGAAACAACAUGAAGUUGGCUCAAUUCCUAAUCCUUUUGCGUCCCCACCUAUUUGCAACAGGUUGAGCACUUUGCCUUCCACAAAUGCACUUAUAGCGCGGUGUCGACAUUUGCUCUGCCUUUCGGACGGAUUUCGCCGCAAUGGUUGAGCACGGUGGUCUUGAUAUUAUGUGUUUAAAUAAGUCCUACUGUCACAGUUCCUCGACCUCCUCCUCCAGCUCAGAGCGAGAAAAGAAAAUAUUCACCAAGUUGACAGUCAGUUUGACUGAGGACUAUCCGCAGAAAAAUGCCGAAAUACUGAGCGGCCAGUACGGGACUAAUUUACUUUUGAUCGGCAUUGCCUUGAUGCUGGCUAUUGCCAACCAUGGCGCGUCCGUGGAGGAAGAAUGUCUGCUGUCAUUUAUCACGACCCUCAUGAUCCUCCAGCUGUUCUGGAUGAUGUGGUACAUCGCGAAGAGGGACAGGCAGAGUGACUUACAAGCAGAGAGGGAUGUUCACGCUACUACCUGCUGGAUAAGAGGUGGUUUAACUCUUCUUGCACUCCUGUCAUUGAUCAUGGAUGCGUUCCGUAUUGGAUAUUUUGUGGGAUAUCGAUCAUGCGUAUCGCCUGUUCUGGGAGUAUACCCUGUCAUCCAUGCAACUCACACAAUAGCACAAGUGCAUUUCCUUUGGUUUCACAUCAAGGACGUCAUCAAGACCUUCACAACAUUCGAAAGGUUCGGCGUCAUCCACGCGGUCUUCACCAACCUGCUGCUAUGGUGCAACGGCGUGAUGUCUGAGGCUGAACACUUCCUGAAACACCACACGAGGAAGCUCACCGCCCUGGGCUACACAAACGUCACCAUGGUGGAUAUCAAGCCGCCCUGUAACUGCACUACCAGCGCCUGUGCCAUGUUCUCCAACAGCCUCUACUACCUUUACCCCUUCAACAUCGAGUACCACAUCUUUGUCUCGGCGUUGCUCUUCGUCAUGUGGAAGAACAUAGGGCGCACCAUUGACCUCCAGUACAACCGCAAAAGGCUGGCGACCAGGACUCAGGGGCUGGUGAUCGGCCCCAUCCUGGGUCUCGGUGCCCUGGCCAGCACCAUCGGUGUGCUGGUGGUCUACAUCAUCCACGUGGAAGAGUCUCUGGACACCCGGGAGUCGGCCAUCUCCAUGUUCUACAUCUACGGCAUCGUCAUGCUGGGGUUCAUGUGCUCGGCCGGCGCUGCGGGUCUCGUCAUUUACCGUGCCGACCCUGUGCCCAUGGACACCACCAAGAACCCCUCGCGGAAGCUGGACACCGAGCUCCUGUUUGGCUCGUCCGUGGGCUCCUGGCUGAUGUCCUGGUGCAGUGUGGUGGCCGUGGCGACCACGCGCAGUGGCUCGAGCUACCGCUGGACCAACCUGACGUAUUCGCUACUCAUCGUCCUGGAGAAGUACGUCCAGAACCUGUUCAUCAUUGAGUCCCUCUACCGCCACCGGGAGGAGGAGGACGGCGAGGACUCUGAGGGGGUGGAGGCAGCCCCGGAGAUAUUCUCCGUUGCCUCCUCCUUGGCUCCGCCCUACAAUGGCAUCAUUAACCAGGCGUAUGAGAACCCCGAAAAAGGCUGCGCUGCAUUGGGGAACGAGCGGGAGGAGGACGGACAGUAUGGGUGCCCACAAAAACAUUUGGGGGUUCCCCUUCAUGUCGGGACCAACGGACAGGAAACCCCAAGCAAGAAGAGGCAGAUUCUGAAGAACAUUGCCGUCUUCCUCUUCAUGUGCAACAUCUCACUCUGGAUCCUUCCUGCCUUUGGCUGCAGACCCCAGUAUGACAAUGGCCUGGAGGAGGAGACGUUCGGCUUCCCCAUAUGGACCACAGUUCUCAACUUCGCAAUACCCAUGAACCUCUUCUACCGCAUGCACUCGGUGGCCUCCCUCUUCGAAGUGUUCCGGAGGGUGUGACGAGACCGGCCAACGUGCGCAAAACAACACCACCCGUCACCGAAUGCCCCCAUCGAGGCAGAUUGCAGCAACACAGGUCAACCUUUCAGGAGGAGCUCUGGUCAUGCGCUUUUAGACGUUUAAAUGAGCAUGGAAACAGAUUUCUCAGUUUUGAGGCCUUGUACUAUAUUAGAUUACCCCCAAAGCGAUGCAUUUGCAGACGCUUUUUUUUAACACCUCAUCUUUUAAAUACUUUAGGGUUGUCACUGACCCUGCCUACGCAUGAAACAAAAAAAGAUUUUAAACCUAAUCCCCAACCUUAAAGAUGCACUCUGGAGUUUUUCAGGCAGUACUUACGAAAGUGGUGCUCAUGAGACAAAACAUCAUACAAUUGUGUACAAUUGUGUAUCACACAUUUUGUAUAUAAGUUCACGACUACCCUUUUGCAAAUACUGCAUUGCCAUCAACUUGUAUAAUUCGUAACAUAUGAUAUGAAUUUGUGUACUUCCAAUUCUAAAAGGCAUCUAUAAACAUACUGCUAACCAAAUCCUAAACUUAAAUUAUGACGAAAGGGCAAAGGUCAAUUUUCAUGAAUUUUAUCAAUACAGACAAUUUUGACUUCAUGGCUGUGCUUGAUUGAGCUGGUCUAGCACAAUGUAAUGAACGGAACAACCCCAAGCAUGUACAGAAUUGCACCACCUGAAAGUCCAUUCAAAUGCUCAAAUAACUUUAAAGAUUUAAAAUUGUAUUUGGACCCAGGACUGAUAUUGUCUUGUUGUCAGAAUUGAAAAGUGAAAUUAACAUUUGAAUUUAGGUCUAUCUAUACUCUUAGUGUUUGGGUGUGUCCUCUGAUUUGUGUUGUGGAAGUCAAGUUUUAAAAGGAAUAACAUUAAAUGUCUAGGAUUAUAAAUCAUUUUAACUAAUUGUGGGGCUGUGUGGGAAAGUCUGACUAUACAGUAUAUUAGUGAUAUAUGAACAGUGGCUCUCAAAAGUAUUCAAUCCCCAUGGACUUUUCCAUACUUUCUUUUUUCCACUGAUCAACACAAAAAGUCCAUAACGCCAAAGUACAAAA
This is a messenger RNA of Esox lucius (northern pike), 3766 nucleotides long. RefSeq names its product otopetrin 1 (gene otop1). The record is from RefSeq and is a predicted model, not a curated record. Gene Ontology annotation, biological process: proton transmembrane transport; inner ear morphogenesis. Lineage: Eukaryota; Metazoa; Chordata; Actinopteri; Esociformes; Esocidae. Bases 931 to 2715 code for a protein of 594 amino acids. Gene Ontology annotation, molecular function: proton channel activity. Gene Ontology annotation, cellular component: membrane. The transcript has 6 exons.